AUGACUUUUCUCAAGUCCAUGACACCUGCAAUCGUUCAUUGUGAAGCCAGCUGUAAUGACUGCAAGACAUGGAAAAUAGAAAAGAGGUUUUCCAUGUUGACGGGGGAAGAUAACAAAAACCCACCGUUAUCUCCUCCGCACAGUCAAUGUAUGGCAAGGGAGAGUCCUGGACAUAUAAUAUACACAACAUAUGUUGACUUCAAAACCAGUCUCCAAGACAGGAUACCAAAAGGCAAAGAUAUCACAAUAGAUUUCGAGCCAGCAUCUAGAUGUGUAGGAGAUGUAAACUGUCACCACACGCUUACCAAUGAUAAUGUCAAUAUUCUAAUGAAUCAUGCCGUGCAUUCUGAAAAUACACAAAUAUUUGAACUCCGGAACCUGUCAUUCGGACAGAAAGCCGUGUCGUGCACGUUUUCUACAUCUGAUUGUUUGUUCAUCAGAAACAGUCUUGCUGAUAGAUACACACCAAAACUUGCAUAUCUCACAUUACUAGAAUCAUACUUAAAGAACUUAAAUUUCGACAAGUCUGAUGUUGAAGUUGAACACAACGUAUAUGCCAGAUCAAUUAUAUUAGACUAUAUUUGUUAUAGUCUUGUGAAAAGCCGUGAGGAUGUCGUGGAAGCCUACCCGUCGACGAAAGAAAAAAAUACAUUUGUAUUAAUUGCUUUUACAAAAAAUGACAACGAUUAUCAAGAACUAGAAACGUUUAACGGUCUUCAAGUUUUAUGUAGACCAUACCUUACAAAGUCGUCUGAAUCUAUUUUGGCUGAAAAUUAUGCACAAGAGCAAGGGUUGCAUUGCUCGUUUGGAAAGGAUAUUCAAUUGCUAAACGAAGUCAUCGAGUCGAAAACAGGAGCGUUAUUUACCGAUCAUAGCAAUAUUGAAGGCAUUGGUUUAAGCAUGGUCAGGUCUACGAGCAAAGGUUUUGAUACAUCCUCACCUUGUGUGGUACUUUAUUGCAAGUGUAAGUCUUACAUUCCUUUCGGUGAACAAGAGUUUCCAAAAUACCUAAUCCACCAGAGUGGCCUUUCAUUUAAAACUGAUGUUCGGGAAGGACGUUUCAGUUUAGGUCCAAAUGGUAAUACACUGCUUGGUGCUGCACGGGACUGGCACAAAGAACUAGCUAUGGGUUGCAGCGUCGGACCGAAAAGUGGACAUUAUGAUGCAACCAUUGGGCCAUUUGUAAAAGUUGAAGGUAUUGACCAAACAUGUUUUCUAACAGUAAGACAUAUGUUCCAGCCUUUUGAUCUAGAUGACCGUCGACUUCAAGGAACCAAACUAAUGCAGCCGGCAGAUGGCGAUACUAAGUCUGAUCCAUACAGCCAAGCUGGGCAUGGAGGACCCGUUAAUGAUAGAGAAUGUGGUGAUGUUUUAACGAGUAUUUUCAGUGAGAGGGUUGAUGCAGCAGUUGUCAAAAUAAAAGCUGAUCGUUCUCCGAGCAGAGGAUACUUUGUUGUUCCUACGGAAAAUGAACUAAAAGUUGCCGGUUUUUCGCGUACAAACUUUCCGACUUUUGAUGAUGGGUCAAUUAUGAAUGCAGCUGAAUUCACGACGGAAGACGUUGCUACAGAAAGGGUUGUCAAAUUUGGAAAAACAACCGGAUUAACGAAAGGAUCACUUGAAUUAAACUCCAUGGUAGUUAAAGUUGUGGACGAGGAAGCAUUGGCCAUACAGUACAAUGGACGUCUUGAGAGUAAGGUUAUGAAAAACCAACUGAAAAUUAAUUCUCACUCACUGAAGACAUUUUUCCAGCUAGGGGAUUCUGGAUCCGCCGUGUUUUUGGUAGACAAACGAAAUAAAUUACAUUGUAUUGGGAUGGCAAUUGGUUCAAUGUCCGAUCUGUCGUGCCUUGUUACACCCAUACAAGUUGUUUUGUCCGAGUUGGAGAAGAAACUAGGCAAGAAAAUUUUACUUAAGAACUUUGAGAUGGAAAAUAUGCAGUAGAUCUAGAUAAACCUAUAACAAUCGAUUAUGACAAACUGGCAAACUGAAAUAUAUAUCUGAAUUGUUGGCUAUGAUAUAGGGGCCCGGACUGCAGAUUUUGGCUAAAAUGAUCUUUCUUUAAGUUUAGUAAUGCUAUGACUUAAUGUAUUGACUCACUAUUGUUCAGCUUGGACUAGCUGAUAAGCCCCGCCUCACUUCACCUUGUAUUAUGUUACAGUUGUAGUAUCAAAUUAGAAAACGAUUUAUAAACGGAACCCAUGCCGUCCUACCACAUCAAAUAUAUUACUUUGGCGACUAGGAUGGUGGGACCUAAUUGAAAGGAUAAUGUUUUUCAAGAGAACUUAUUAAUGAUAAGGUCAGUGAAAAAGUGUUUGUGGCUAUUUUAAAAAAGAAUCAAGAAUUUAUUCUCAGUGUUUCAAGAUGGCACCUUCUUUUGAACUGCCAACGCCACAGCUUUUUAAGGUAGAAGGACAAAACACCAACGUGCCAAGUGCAUGGGUCUAUUUAGGUGAAACGCUUUGAAUACUACAUACAAGAAUCUGGAAUAAAAAAGGAUAAAAAGAAAAAAGGGCUAUUUUGUUACAUUUUGGUGGACAAGAUUUACAGGACAUUUAUGAAACAAUGACAAAUCCUGAUAAUAACUAUCAACAAACUGUUCAAUAUUAACGCGAUACUUCAAUCCAAACAAAAACAUGGUUAUGAAAGACAUCGUUUCAGACAAGAGAAUCAAAAUUCAGAUGAAACAGUAAGUAACUACAUCGUUAGACUCAAAAAACUUCCUUUGUCAUGUGACAUGAUUCGCGGCCAAGUUGUCGAGAAAUGCAUCUCCAAAGAGCUGAAAAUUAAUUUCUGCGUGAGAAAGAACUUACGCAAGAAAAAGUACAACGAAUAUCCCGCACAGCAGAGCUUAAAGCCUUGCAUGCCAGCAAAAUGCAGAGUUAAUCAGAAAACAACACGUUUCAGCGCAGUUCAGACAGUUCUGUAAACUACGAAAUCUUGAUGUUAGCCAACUUCUUCACAAGAAAACCAAACAACAGAAACAACAUCAACCUAGAACAAGACCAGCACCGAAGCCAGCAAAGUUCAAAACUUGCUAUCGAUGUGGAGGAAAGGGUAAUUCCGGUCAUGAAUGGAUGAAAUCGCGCAGUAUUGUGUGAAAUAUGUGCAAAAAGCAAGGUCACUACGCACACAUGUGUAAGCCAAAACAAAAUCAAGUGUGCUAUGUCAAUAAUAAUGAGGACUAGUGUGAACAUGAGAAAUAUGUGUUCAAUUUAAAUUAUAAAAGUCAGUCACUAAACGUGGAAAUUGAAAUUUAAGGAAUCAAAUGUAAACUACUCAUAGAUUCUAUAUCUUGUGUAAAUUGCCUCAAUCGAUCUACGUUCGAAAAGGUGAAAUCAAAAUCUACCGCAGUCACAAUAUCUUGUUCUAGGAUCUAUCCUUACGCCCACUCAACACCGCUGAAAAUUCUUGGAAUUGCAGACUUUAAUGUAAAAUCAAAGAAAAUGUUACAAAAAUCACAUUUCUCUUGACUAGACAUUGACCUUUAGAGGAAGUGUGGUGGAUUUAAUGCUCCUAACUGAAAUUCUAUUGUGAAUUUGUAACUUUGCAGUCUUAAUAACAUUCUUUCUAAUUUGGCUUAAGGUUUGUACCAUAAACCGGUUAAAACUCCCCAGUUGUGGUUUUGUCACUGACCGUUCCAAGGCGGUGCCCCACUGUGUUCCUGUAUUUGUUUGUUUUGUCCUUUUGUGUACAUUUUUGUGUGUGGUGUGCGAGAGUUGUUCGUGUGUGUCUUUGGGGAGGCUGCGUUUUUUGAACGUGGCUUUCCCUGUUGGAUAUUCUUCCUUGUUUUUGUGUGUUGGCUUCAAAAUGUUUAUAAACGGCUUAUUGUCUGCAACCACUUGAAAUGUUAAUCCGUUAACGUAUGUUCGAAACUUUUCUAUUCCCCAUGAUACUGCUAUGUAAUCUCGUUAAAUUUGACUGUAGCGUCUUUCAACUUGAUUUAAUGUCCUGCUUGAAUAUGCAACUGGUUUAAAGUGUCUAUCACUUUGUUUCUGAGACAAUAUUGCCCUGAAUCCAUAUGGUGAUCCCUCUGCUGUUGUUUCAGCUUGUAGUAGAAUGCCAUGACACUUACAUUAGUUAAUAAUGACUUCAGGUGUUGAAAUGCUGAUUGUUGUUCUUUUACCCACUCAAAAGUUACGUUUUUUUCUUGUCAGUUCCCUCUAAGUUCUGAUAUUGUUGCAAAGGAAUUUUGAGCAAUAGCUCUAAGGAAGAUUUCUUUCAUAUUUUGGGGAGAUACAGUGUUCAGUACUGCCUUGAUUUUGUUGUCGUUUGGCAAAAGUCUUUUAGCUGAGAAUGUGUGACCAAUGAACGUAAUUCUUGUCCCACAAAUUUCACAUUUGUCUUUGUCCAAAGGCGUUGUAACACUUUUCGUAGUGCUGCAUCAUGUUCUUCUUUGGUUGUACCAUAUACCAGUAUGUCAUCCGAAAUGUUUUACAGUUCAGGAUAUCCUGAAGUGUGUGCUGUAUUACACGAUAAUAGUCUUCUGACACACGAGAACCUCCAAACAUUAAAUUAAUCGACAAUAGUGGUAUAUUCGGUCAUUCGUGACGGACGUUGUUAUUUCUCGUGACUGUUUGGGUCGAGUUCUAUUUGAUGGUAACCCAUGUUCAAGUCUAGCUUAGGCAAGUAAUCUGAUCUGUGAUUACAUUAUUUACAUAGAACUUUACUAAUCGAAGACCAAAGACACUCUGCAGGUCUAAUAACGAUGUGCACUCAUUAUCAAUUGUGUGAAAUUUGAUUUUGGUGAAAAUUCAAACAAAACAGAGAUAUACCAAGAUUGUGUAUGUGAAAAUGCAGUGCCCGCAGCCAUGACUGUAGACAAAUUGAAAAGAAGUCACCUCAGGAUGAAUUCAUUCAAGAACUCUUUAAAUGCAUUACACGUGGUAAAUGGUAAAUGGCCAAAGCAUGAACAGUUCAAGACAUUCUUCAAGUUACGCAGUGAGCUGCCCAUUCAUAAGACGAGACAAGAUGUCGUGCGCUCGAGAUGAAAUGACUUCGCUCGAAAAGAUAUCGUGCACAUGAUGUAAGAUGUCAUGCGGUCGAGAUAAGAUUUCGUUCGCAGGAGAUAAGAUAUCAUACGCAUGAGAUAAAAUGCCGUGCGUUCAAGAUAAUUAUAAUUUUAAAAAAUAAAUGCACGUUCUAAACACACAACCGUAAUUUCAAAAUGUACAUGUGUAUAUCUUGAAUACCCAAUACUUGUCUUUAAGAGAUACAUGUUGAAGUACUUUUUAUUUAAUUUGAAAUAUUUUGUGAAGCUAUACAGUGGAAUUUUAUAACAGUUCUCUUAGUUUUGUAUGUUGAGUAAUUUCAUUAAUUACAUGACUAAUUUGCUAUUAAAUAAUUGUCUUUUCGU
Molecule: messenger RNA, 5356 nt
Organism: Mercenaria mercenaria
Lineage: Eukaryota; Metazoa; Mollusca; Bivalvia; Venerida; Veneridae
Exons: 4
Coding region: 1-1944 (647 amino acids)
Source: RefSeq, a predicted model, not a curated record